AAAAAUAUUUAAUUGAUCCUUUUAAAAGAGCCAUGUUCUGGAAGAGACACACAUCUUUGAACAGGUGCUAAGAUUGAUCCCCAAAAUUACAGAACAUGGACCCUUAGUCCCUUUACCAGGAAAACAGAGAAAACCAUUACAGGAAAACUAUAAACAGCUGGAUGAAUACAAUAUAAUAGGGACAAGCUAGUCCAACUCCUUGGAGAACAACUCAUAUGUCUCUACCUUAAAAUACUUUGAAAAAGUUAAUAAAAUUGUAGAGACAGAAUCACUGGCUAUGGUUUAUCUCUUCAAAAGUCUUUGGACAAAGUAUCUGAGGGCUAACUUUCAUAGGGUGAAGUCCUGUCAUGAUCUAAAACUAGUUGACAGAGGUAAAGUAGGAAUAACAUUUUGUCUUUUCAGAGUAGAAAUGUUUAAUAAGCAGCUUCCGAAGAGAUCAGUAUGACUGAAUAUAUUUACAACUCCAAAGAGGGGGCUGAAGUGAAAAAAAUUGCUAAUGGUACAUAAUUAAUUAUUUGUGUGUGUGUGUGUAAAACAAGGACCAGCUGUAAGAAACUGAAAUUACAAGGAAACUACCUAGUGCUAUUUCAUAACUUAGUAAUGUCAGGUAAGUGACAAGGAAUUUAUGCCCUCCUUUGACACAUCUGGAAUUAACCACAGUGGGAGAAAAGAUAAGUAAACAGAUAAACCACCAAUCUAUUCCUAUAUAGUAAUUUUGCAGUGACUUUUUUUUUACUCUAAGUGGGGCCAUACAAAAUCUACAUGAAUAGGUUUUGAUAAAUUUUGCUACCCCUUCUCUUCAGAGAAUGUAUACAAAUACAUGUAUUUCUCAAAUGGGUUAAUCACUGGAAACCAGGAAGCUGUUUUUUCCCAUGACAUUUGUUUAGGGUGGGUCUUAACUCAAAAUCUGAGAUUCGAGGUGUAAUCCUUAAGGGUGAAUAGUCCCUCAACUCGUAUGGUAUCUUUUGCUGUUUGCUGACUGGAUAAGCACAAUAAUCAAGUUUCCAGCGUGAAUAGCUCCAGAAAAUGAAUCUUAAAAUUGUUUUCCUAGAGAGAGAGAGAGAGAGAGAGAGAGAGUGUGUGUGUGUGUGUGUGUGUGUGUGUGUGUGUGUGUGUGCGCGCGCGCUUAAACCAGAUUGCCUAAAUACUUAGGGAAAGUGAAUGCAAUGCAUGUGAAGAAGGCCACCUUGAAAUUAUUUAAAGAUUCUAAUGAAUACUUGUGGAAAACAUUUUUUUAAAUAGUAUUUGCCCAACACUAAUAAGUCCUUUAAAUCAAGUCCUGUGAUUUAUUCUACGGACAAAACUCCCAAUGGCAUUUUAUCUCCUGAAUAAGGACAGCUAGCUUUCCUUUAGUGGUAGCGGAAUUUGCAAUUCAGCCUGUGUCUAUUCCUCAUUCUAGCCCCACACCCACUCUAGACACAGAACUGUUCACCACCCACUUGUCUGCAUCGGGUGAAAUCUGAAAUAUUAUGCACACACAGAGCUCUGAGCAAUGUCGCUUUCUCUUUUCUUUCCUGCUGCUAAGAUAAAACACAGCAAACUGCGAGAAAAUCCCUUCAGAAACGGAAGCACUUAAGAUUUCUAAACCAGGUGUAACCCUCCAGGCCGAUCUUCGACGCAGGGCUUGGCGGUUUGCCUCUGCCGGCUGUUCUGAACUGAAGUUGAAGAUAGAAAUUCGUAAUACAAUUUCCAGUGCCUGGACAUGACGUCUUGCAAUAAGUGGAAAAACCACUAGAGGUGAAUAUCUGAUAAUCUCUCGCCCUCAGCCCCAGCAAAUUAAAUGCUGAAGUCAAACAGCAACGUGUGGAGAAAGCCCUGCCUUAAUUGUACCUAUUUCAUUGAAGCAAUCGGGGGCUAUUUUCGUUCGUGUACCCUGUUUCCCCGGUACCUGGCUAAAUGCAUAGGUUUUCUUUCUCGAGUUAAAAAGGUUUAUUGUUCCUCAUGUGCUCACUGAAUAAAGACCGAGGUCCCUCCUGCCAAUCUGGUGGCGUUUGCAAAUCUCCAGCCGCCUUGCUGCCUUUAGGAGAGAAAAGAAAGCCAGAUGGCAUCGUUACAGGUGCUGUAGGUCUCUCCCUUGUAAAAUGAGAUCGGGCUGCAAAACAAGAAAUCUACAGGCCAGGAGAACGGGGGCUUCAUGCCCACAAUUAGCAGAACCAGACCUGAUCGUCCUACGUCGGGCGGGGGGAGUUUUGCUAGGCUCUGGCGGUACGUGUAAGUGCUUCGCUUUUCCUGGAUAUUUUUUCCUGGGUCUGGGAGUUAGCGAAAACUGACCCUGUACUAACGCAGAGAAGCUCCCGCUGGGUAGCGUGAAAGAGACGAAAUCACCACUGCCGGUCGCCUGCAAUCGUGAUCCCACCAUUCCAACGGGCAGGCUGCGCUCCAAGCAGAGACUGGGCGCUGCAAAGGAAGCGCCUCCGCGAGAGGAGUUGUAACUACCUCCUCCUCCUCGCCUGUCUCUUACGCACUCGCACCUUCUCCCCCGCUGCACUUAUAAAGGGGAAUCAGCUGGCCCUGGCUAAUGGGGAGGAACCGGGCAGAUCCCUUUCUCCGGGCGAGUUUGCCCAGAGGAGAACAAAAAGGGAAAGUUCGUGUAAAAAAAAAAAAAACCUACCCCCACCCCCAAGUCUGGACCGAGCAGACUGGAGCAGUCCUGAAGUGCAUGCUCGGGGAUGGCGGGUUUAGGCUAAACCCGUGGUGGGAGGUCGGAGGAGAGCCACGCAGGCUGCCGGGGUGGGCACAGCGGGGAUCGCACGCACGGCUCCCCCCCCCCCCCCGGCUCUCCCCUUCAGUGAGCGACAUGCCCUGUGCGUGCGCGUGUGCCUACUGGAGGGAGGGUGGGAGAGAGGGAGCCAGGCGCAGGCGCACCGCGCGCCCGUCUGCAGCCCGGGCGCUCUCAGUGCAGAUCCCGGGGAGUUGAUGGCAGCAGCGCGGUGCAGCCCCCCGGCGGAGAGCGGUGCGCGGCGGAGCCCUGAGCCCAAAAUGUGCGGGGAGGAAGACAGCGGCUGCAGCAGCUCCGGGAGCCCGAGGGACGGGGCCGGGCACCCGCUGGUUACCCAGCUCUCCUGACCUGCAUACCCCCUCCCCACACACCGCUCCCCCAAAGAAUGUCAGCCAAGUCCAAGGGGACCCCCGCCUCCUCCUCGCCACCCGAGGGGCCGCCCGCAGCCUCCAAAGCCAAGGUGAAGGAACAGAUCAAGAUCAUCGUGGAGGAUCUGGAAUUAGUCCUGGGGGACCUGAAAGACGUGGCCAAGGAACUCAAGGAGGUGGUUGACCAGAUUGACACAUUGACAUCUGACCUGCAGCUGGAGGAUGAGAUGACAGACAGUUCCAAAACUGACACGCUGAACAGCAGCUCAAGCAGCACAACAGCGUCCAGCUUGGAGAAAGCCAAAGUGCGUGCUAAUGCACCUCUCAUCAAGCCACCAGCACACCCAUCUGCCAUUCUCACCGUACUGAGGAAACCCAAUCCACCACCACCUCCACCACGGCUGACUCCUGUAAAGUGUGAAGACCCUCACAGGCCUGUUCCUUCUGCCAACCCUGUAAAGACUAAUGGGACCCUACUUCGAAAUGGAGGUUUACCAGGAGGACCAAACAAGAUUCCUAAUGGGGAUGUAUUUUGCAUACCUAAUAGUAACUUGGACAAAGUUCCAAUGCAUCCUCUGAUUCAUAGACCUGAUAAAGACAGGUGUCCUCAGACAGGAACCCGGGAACGGGUACGAUUUAGUGAAAAAGUGCAGUACCAUGGCUAUUGCCCUGAUUGUGACGUUCGGUAUAACAUUAAAAACAGGGAGGUCCACUUACACAGCGAGCCGGCCCACACGCUGGGAAAGCUUCCUCACCAAUGUCCUCCUUUACCGCCGCCUCCUCCCCCUCUCCCUCCAUUUCCUUUAGAAAAUGGAGGGUUGGGAAUGAGUCCCAGUAAUAGCUUUCCCCCUCUCAGACCUGCGACUGUGCCUCCACAAACUGCACCAAAACCCCAGAAGACCAUCUUGAGAAAGUCAACCACUACAACAGUGUGAUGUAUGCCACUUGAAAAACUGUUUUUUUCCUAUAUAUAAACAUAAACAAAUAGGUAAUGAGCACUUUCUACUCAAGCAAUAAAAAGCCCAAAUAUAUUACAUCCUGUAUUCAGCGAAGCGGCAUAAAAUUCAUAUGAUUUGCAGGAAUAAUUUGAAAGGUAAAAUCUCUUCAAAGACAUGCGGCAGAAGAAUAGAACUGUGCUGCUGCAGAUCAACCUAACAGUUGUUGGUGCCUCUGUGACUUCCUGAGCUAAACAGCUAUAGAAAUUUCACCCCAUGUUAAAUGUGUACUUUAAAUUCCAUACAACUUACUUCUGUAUAUAGCGAAUGAGCUGUAUGUGGCAUCCUCCUGUGAGGAAGCGUGGGCAGGUUCUUCCCUUAUUGCCUGUUGUGUAUGUUUUUGGCAUUUACUUAUUCUAUAUGUGCGUGUGUGCACAUGCAUGCACACGUAAGGUAAUAUUCGAAUGCUGUUUGGUUGUGAAGAUCUUGUUAACAAAGGCAAAGGUAGAUAUUUGCAUGUGAUGGGCUACAUUGCUUACAUAGUGUGUGUUUAUCACUCUGACCACAUCCACUUAGUGGGAUCUGGUAGUGUUUUGCAACACAGCAUCUUCUGGUUACCAUGGUUUUUGAAGCCAUCCAUGUCCACAAUUUUCCAGUGUUGAGAUGGCCAACCUUCUGCAGACUGUGACACAAGUAAGAGAGCUUGGUAUGCUGAGAGGAACUGAAGGAGCUGAAACUUUUAUUUUAGACCAUUAACAGCAUGUCAGGUGAUGCUAUUUAGCAGUUAUACAUAUUUGAAGAAUCCAACCAUAGCCAAAUCCUGAAACACCAACCUGUGAUAUUUAAAUGUUAUUAUUUAGUCGAUGUUUUGUUGCUCAUAUAACAGGCAGCCGUUUACCAGGAUUUCCAAACUAAGCAUUUUGUGUCUUUAAGAAUGGGUAUGCUUUUGGAUCUUUAUAAGUAAUCCCUCAGUUUAGGAAGCCCCUCUCAUUAAAAUGAACAAAUCCAAAUACCGGACAGUAUCAUACAAUAAUGGUCCAGUACAUUAUAAAUAAAAUUUUUCAAAAGCACCCAGUUGAUUUAGAUGUGUGGCUCUGAGUGACUCUUAUUGGGAGCUGGGUAUCUAAGUCCCUUAAGUGCUUUUGAAAAUUCUGUCCCAUAGUGGUACUGGGUUCUGUUGUGACUCAUAGCCAUAAUCCUACAUUUGAGGACAGGGGUGAGGCAGAGCCUCAAGAAGUGCGUCUAAACUGCAGUGUGAGCCCCUGUCAAGUGAGCGGACCCUGGGUUAGAGAGCUUGAGUGACUACACAGAUUGUCAAUCCUAGAGUAAGAAUUUUCUAACUGGGCUUGAACCUGGAGCUCUAGCAUCCACACUUCAGCAUAAAGAUGUGAGUCCAACCAACUAUAUCCCGGACUUCCUGGCUCCCUCCUGAAAUGUGGCUUCUCUGGACCUUUGACUGUGGGAAAACUGUCCACCCUGCACGUUACAGGAAGUCUGAGCAGCCCACAAAAGAGAGAGCUUGCUUGUGAGGGAUUUCAAUGCUUGGGGAGGUGUAUGGGGUUGAUUGUCAUACAAUAUAUUUAUGCAUGUUUUGACCACUUAACUGAUGAUGGGGUAGGGAGAAGGGAUUAAUUUAUAGUAUGGAGUAAUGUAAGGAGGUGAUUGAGGUCUGGAUGGAUGUAGCUACGUGUAUUGAGAAAUAGUGUUUGCUUACAAAUGCCCAGUUGUUCCUGAUCAUGUGUUUCCCUUUAACUACACAUUGCAUGAUGUGAUGCAGUGAUAGCAAUUAACUUUCUUCCUAAAAUAAAAAGCUUUAUUUAUAAAUAUAUAUUAGAAAAGGACAACAUUA
Messenger RNA from Chelonia mydas (Green sea turtle), 5871 nucleotides. It is a transcript of the gene PRR16, whose product is annotated as proline rich 16. The record is from RefSeq and is a predicted model, not a curated record. The transcript is spliced from 4 exons. Gene Ontology annotation, biological process: positive regulation of translation; positive regulation of cell size. The coding region runs from base 3105 to 4022 and encodes 305 amino acids. Lineage: Eukaryota; Metazoa; Chordata; Testudines; Cheloniidae.